Staurois parvus is the source of this 501-nucleotide messenger RNA. The record is from the annotation of a GenBank genome assembly. Lineage: Eukaryota; Metazoa; Chordata; Amphibia; Anura; Ranidae.
CCCUCUAAAUCAUUGGAUUCAGGUGUUCUAACCUCCCUUCCAAAUUGUUGGAUUCAGGUGUUCCAAUCACCGCUAAGGCCACAGCUGUAUAAAAUCAAGUACCUAGGCAUGCAGCCUGCUUCUACAAACAUUUGUGAAAGAAUGUGUCACUUUCAGGAGCUCAGUGAAUUUAAGCAUGGUACCGUGAUAGGUUGCCCCCUGUGCAACAAGACCAUCCAUGAAAUUUCCUUGCUACUAAAUAUUCCACGGUCAACUGUUAGUGGUAUUAUAGCAAAGUGGAAGCAACUGGGAACAACAGCAACUCAGCCACAAAGUGGAAGGUCACGUAAAAUGAAAGAGCGGGGUCAGCGCAUGCUGAAGCACACAGUGUGCAAAAGCCACCGAAUGUCUGCAGAGUCAAUAGCUAAAGACCUCCAAACUUCAUGCAGCCUUCAGAUUAGCACAACAGUGCAUAGAGAGUUUCAUGGAAUGGGUUUCCAUGGCCGAGCAGCUGCAUCUAAG